UCCCUGUCAGGACUCACUCCGCCGCCGAACUGGUCUCGAGGCACACGCGCGCUCCAGGUCCGCUACCCCAAGCUACGCCGGCCCUCCGCGGCCAGGAGCCCUGUGAGGCGCUUCCACACAACCCUUCAUCACCGACACAUCGGGGAGGCAACCAGCGCCGGCGUUAGCACACAGGGCACGGCGGAUUAAAGAGAUGGAAAUCGUGCCUGAAGGGAAAAACUUCCGAUUGGUAAAAGACGACGAGUUAUCAUCUGUAGCUGAUUAUUUAGUGCAGUACAUGCCGGAAUCUCUGAAGUUUCAUCAGACGAUUCAAACAUAUCUGAACAAUAAAGUUUGGGACUUCCAUUUUUAUGUAGCAAAAAAUUGGCCAGAGGACCCCAUUUGUUUGCAUUUCCCUGGAUGUACAAGUUCGCCGAACAGUCAUCCAUAUGAAAGUGUGACAAUAUUCUGUCCACCGGAACGCGCGGAGUUAGUGGACCUAGUGACCAGCGAGGAUAUACUUCUCGAUUUGACGCAGCCAUUGUACCUGAACUUUACUCACGAAGCAAUCGUUGACCGCUUCGAGAAGUGUUAUGAGGCCCACGAUAAAAUCGAGGGCGAUGUGUAUGUUUGUGAUAAUCCGCCAGCGGAGAGCAACGACGAGUUGCCACCGGACGUGGAGUUAGUACGGCUGCAACCGGAGCAUAUGAAAGCCGUGCACGAUCUGUAUCCUGCCAGCGACAUCGAAUGCCGGGAAGUGUUCGAGAAACUCGUUGCCGAACUCCCCGCAUACGGAAUCUUCGUUGAGGGACAGCUUGCCGCUUGGAUGGUGCAGUCUUACUACGGAGCUAUGUUCUCAAUGCAGACAAGACCAGAGUUUCGUAGAAAAGGCUACGGUAUCUACUUAGCUAAGCGCCUAACGAAAGAAGUCGCCGCCAGGGGUUACAAACCAUUUGUUGUGAUUCGUCCAGAAAACGACGCGUCUCGUUCGCUGUAUUCGAAACUAGGCUUCGAGAAACGUUUUCGAACCGUACGCGCCGUUCUGCGUCCCCGCUAGGACUCCCAGUUGACACUAGCAGAUUUUAUUUUUCUAAGACUUUUGAAUAAAUCAUGUUAGCUUGCGGUCAUUGAUCGUUAGAAAAAUUAGUUAUAGCUUUAAGAUUGGAGCUAUUGCUGAAAUUGAAACGUUUUAAAAUACAAUUGUGUAAAGGCUUGUUGGUAUAAGUCUUUAGUUUUUGUGAUAAAAAAAUGCACAUCUCAUGACCAUUAAAAGAAACGCAAUAGUUGUUGAAAUGCCCCCACAACGAUAUCAAGUAAAAUUUAAAUAUAAUUUUAAUAAUUCUUAAAAGUUUGCGUGCUUGAUAAAUAGAAGUUUUAAAUUUUAUUGUUUAAGAAAGGGGUUGAAAAUCGAAUGAGUUGAAUUAGCUAAAAUAUUUUUAGUCCACCUAACUUGUGGCCUAUAGCUUAGAUUUACUUGUUUUCUUGGGAUUAUAGAUUCUUGGCACAGUAAGGAACCAAAUAAUAACAGAGCAGCCGAAACUCGAGUCAUAUAUUUUAUUAAAAUGUAUCUAAUGAUAAUAUUUACGUACUUCAACAUUUAUGAAUUUACAGCUAAGAUAUGACGUAAUAAAUCUAAUGUAUUAGCUUCAGUAAACGUUUUUUAUCUAAUCUUCAAAUUCGGAGGGAUUUACGCAUUGAAUUUUCAUUACACAUUCAGUUCAAGCUUUUAAAAAGUUUCAAUAUUCAAUACAUUCUAGAUUGAUAGUUUCAAUAUUAAAAAGACAAUUGUUAUUUAUCGCUUAGGUUCAUACAGCCACGCUCACUGCUCUGUGGAAGGUAACUAAAUAAUAUGUCAUUAGUUAAUAAGAGAGAAUUCCAGCGACUUUAAAUUGCUCACGAUCUUAAUCUAUCCAUUAUGGGAACGUUCGUAUAUUAUCCACUUAUGGGCAUUUUAUAAAAAAAAAUACUAGACAAGAAAAAUAAUACUAUUACGUAUCACUGCACUCAAAAGCACAAUGUUAAAAGUUUCUUCAAUAUUGUUAAAGUGCACUGCGCUCGUCCGCUCGCCCCUCAUUCACAUUAAAAUAUGACAAAUUCCAGAAAUUAUUAAAACUAGACAAAACACCUAAUGAAAAACUUAAUAGGUAGAAUUAUAGGUAGACUAUGAAAUGGAAUGGAGUGUUAUUAUUUUUUUAUUUAGAUUUAUUUUUGACGCUAUAUUGCAUUUAUAAUUAUUAUUGAACAAUAUUUAGCCUAUCUUAGCAUUAUUUAUUUUAUAAAUACUGACUUGGACGAAAUUCAAUUUUGUCAAUUUUAUAAUUGUGUAGUAAGCGGCAUUUUGUAUGAAAAAAAAAUACUUUGUUAAUUCUCUAAAUUAUCAAAUUUGAUACGAAACGUAGGUAGGUAGAUAUAUAUUAUAAUACUUAUAUAAAAAACAUCUUUUACAUAAAAGACGUAGGCUUGAAGUUUUUGAACUAUUGUUUCUUUAGCUAGUUUACUUAAACAAAUUACUGCAUUUAUUUAUAACUCGCUUGUGUAUUUAUUUAAUAUUUAAGUAUUUUGUUAGCGUAAGACUAAUAUUUUAUUAUGCGUACAAAAUUGACUUUAAGUUGUUAUUCAGAAAGCACGGACUGAAUAAAGAAGGAAUGUAACAAAUCAUGAUAGGUCAAAAUGAAUACAAUUGAACUACCUAAUUAUCAUCGAUGCUAUAAUAAUUAUUAUGAUAUCAAGAAGAUUUGGAAUGUGAUCUUACAUCAAAUUGCUCAAUUUAAGAGCUUCCACUGACGAUGUUUAAAAAUUUCAUCGAUACUCGUUGUUGGACGUCACUAGUCACAAUAAAAUCGAAAAACUUAAAAUAAUUUGUAAUCUGUCAGCCUUCAUACACACGUCACUUCGCUAAGGCUUUAUUCAAUUUCUCUGUACUACGUAGAUUGAUCAACAAUUUUUGAAUUAUUAAUAAUUAUUACUAAUAAUUAUAGGUAACCGACCUUUUCUGGAUAAUUUUCUCUAAAACUUAAACUUUAAUGGUUAAUAAAAGGACAUAUUUUCCGUCCUUUUGUAUUUGGAGUGACGUCAACAGGUUCGAAAUAAAUGUUAAGAUAAUGCUUAAAUAAUUUUAUGACAGUAUUCAAUAAUAUUGGCGUCUAUAGUCUCAAAACAUCAUAAUAUUAACCUUGCAAAGGUUUAAAUUAUGAAAUAAAGAGAAUACAAAAAUAGAAA
Molecule: messenger RNA, 3198 nt
Organism: Leptidea sinapis
Lineage: Eukaryota; Metazoa; Arthropoda; Insecta; Lepidoptera; Pieridae
Exons: 5
Coding region: 194-1036 (280 amino acids)
Molecular function (GO): acyltransferase activity, transferring groups other than amino-acyl groups
Source: RefSeq, a predicted model, not a curated record